This is a messenger RNA of Lasiosphaeria miniovina, 1246 nucleotides long. RefSeq lists its product as uncharacterized. The transcript has 2 exons. Gene Ontology annotation, molecular function: cytochrome-b5 reductase activity, acting on NAD(P)H. The record is from RefSeq and is a predicted model, not a curated record. Lineage: Eukaryota; Fungi; Ascomycota; Sordariomycetes; Sordariales; Lasiosphaeriaceae. The coding region runs from base 252 to 1166 and encodes 304 amino acids.
AGCACCAGCACCAGCACCAGCACCGGUACCUGCGCCAGUACCAGUACCAGUACCGGCAACUCAGCAUCGGUGGUCCGGAGAUCCACGGCGCAGUACUUCAGCCUCAAGUUGUGACUAGCGGUCCCCGUCCGAACAGUACUGUCUGCGGGGAGUGCGGCGUGCGUGGCUUUGCGCAGCGCCGUCGCUCGAGCAGCGUGUCUUGUCCUGACUUAUUUAACCGAGUGCCCAUUGUCUGAUCUCGCGCCUCCAAUAUGCCUCCAUCUGGGCCCUUUCCGCAAUUUCUCCGCGCCAAACUCACUGCAAGCUCAAUGUCUGGCACUCAAGUUGCUGUCGCAGCCGCCGUCGCAGGCGUGGGCGCCUAUGCUUUGUACCUGCGCAAGUCUGCGGGCGCCAAUGCAACCGACAAGCCCAGUCUGGCAAGCUUCGGCUUCCAUAGUCUGCGACUCCAUAGCACCGAGCUGGUCAGCCACAACGUCAAACGCCUGCGCUUCGAGCUCCCCAACGCGACCCAGCCAGGCGGGCUCUCGCUGACGUCAGCUCUUCUCACCAUCUCCAUUCCCGCUGGUCGGUGGCUGCCCGUCCUCCGGCCAUAUACUCCCGUGAAUUCCCUGGACGAGACUGGCUUCGUUGAGCUUAUGGUGAAGCACUAUCCCGGCGGGAAGCAGAGUUCUCACCUCCACUCGCUCAAGCCGGGCGACAGACUCACCGUCGCCCCCAUCAAGGGACUUAGCUGGACACCAAAUAAGCACCCGCACGUGGCCCUGAUAGCCGGCGGCGCCGGCAUCACACCCAUGUACCAGCUGACACAAGGCAUCCUCAACAACCCCGGGGACAAGACGCGCAUCACGCUCGUCUGGGGAGUUAACACCGACUCGGAAAUUUUCCUGGCUGAGCAGUUCGGUGCGCUGCAGAAGAAGUUCCCCGACCGCUUCAAGGCCAUCUACGUCGUGGCCACGCCAGAAUCUUCCUCUCCGCACCCCAAGGGAUUCAUCACCAAACAGAUCCUCGAGGAUGCUGGCUUGAUCGCGAGUUCGGAAAAGAACAAGGACAUCAAAGUCCUCGUCUGCGGGCCGCCGCCUAUGGAAAAGGCGCUGAAGGGAGCCAUGUCGAAACCGGGCGUCUUGGCAGAACUGGGGUAUUCUCCGGCUCAGAUUUAUAGUUUCUAGUUUGCGUUGGCUUGCCUUGAGCCGCCUGUAGGUAAUUACAAAUUCAGACAGCUUAAUGAGAAUAGCCAUUGGUACCCAAA